GGAUGGAGCAGAGAGGGAGAAGCGCCGGUCAGACACCUCUGAAAUAUCCCUUCUACAAUUGAGGACGUCGCUUUGAUUUACACCCGGACUGCGGCUUCUUUUUUUCUGUCUCUUUUUCCAUUAAUUUGGCCUCUGACACCAGUCCUCUCCACUCCAACUGUGUGUCAACACACCGGCAUCGACUGUCAAUCAGCGGGGAAAGCAAAGAUAAACCCCGUUUAAAAAAACACUCAAAAUACAUUUUUUCCGCGAGGUUUCAGCCGGAAACACCUUCCUCCCGGACUGCCCUGUCACUGCUACAAUGAAUAUGGAUGAAGACAAUCACGUUCCUGAGGAUCUGUCCCUGGAGGAGAGGGAUGAGCUGUCAAACAUCCGGCGCAGGAAGAGAGAGCUGCUCGAUGAUAUUGAGAGAUUGAAGUUUGAGAUAGCAGAGGUGAUGACGGAGAUUGAGCAGCUGACGUGUGUUGGAGAAAGUAAAACAUCUCAGAGAAACAAACAGAUCGCCAUGGGCAGGAAGAAAUUCAACAUGGAUCCAAAGAAGGGAAUCCAGUUCCUGCUGGAGAACGACCUCCUCCAGCACACUCCCGAAGACAUCUCCCAGUUCCUCUACAAGGGUGAGGGCCUCAACAAGACCGUCAUCGGAGACUACUUAGGCGAACGGGAUGACUUCAACAUCAAGGUGCUACAGGCUUUUGUGGAGCUGCAUGAGUUUGCAGACCUCAAUCUCGUCCAAGCACUACGGCAGUUUCUGUGGAGUUUCCGAUUGCCAGGUGAAGCCCAGAAGAUCGACCGUAUGAUGGAGGCAUUUGCCUCGCGGUACUGCCAGUGCAACCCGGGAGUGUUCCAGUCGACAGAUACCUGCUAUGUGCUGUCAUUUGCUAUCAUCAUGCUAAACACCAGCCUACAUAACCCCAACGUCAGAGACAAGCCCCCGGUGGAACGCUUCAUCUCCAUGAAUAGAGGCAUCAACGAAGGUGGAGAUCUGCCAGAGGAGCUUCUCAGGAAUCUUUACGACAGCAUCAAAAACGAGCCCUUCAAAAUCCCAGAGGAUGAUGGCAACGAUCUGACGCACACAUUCUUCAACCCCGACAGAGAAGGCUGGCUCUUAAAGCUCGGCGGCAGGGUGAAGACGUGGAAGAGACGGUGGUUCAUUCUGACGGACAACUGCCUCUAUUACUUUGAAUACACAACAGAUAAAGAGCCUCGUGGGAUUAUUCCUCUGGAGAACCUCAGCAUCAGAGAGGUGGACGAGCCCAGGAAACCUAACUGCUUUGAGCUCUACAACCCAAACCACAAAGGUCAGGUGAUCAAGGCCUGCAAGACCGAGGCAGACGGCCGCGUCGUCGAGGGCAACCACGUGGUGUACAGGAUAUCGGCCCCCACGCCGGAGGAGAAGGAGGAGUGGAUCAAAUCCAUCAAAGCGAGCAUCAGCAGGGAUCCUUUCUACGACAUGCUUGCCACCAGGAAGCGGAGGAUAGCCAAUAAGAAAUGAUGACCGUCCACCUGCAACUGCACCUGCACCGCCACCGUGUCUGUGACCAGCAGAGUCCUCCUGUGUGUUUGUCUGUGUGUGUUAUGUCAUUGGGUGGGGGGCUUACGAAGGCCUCCUGGUUGUUCUUUCAGGGCUUGAGGACGUGCGGCAGACACAGAUGGGACACGUUUAUUUCCAUCUGAAGAUUGGCUGCACGUCAGCUCUUGGUCGAAUGUGAAGGUUAUAUUUCAUCCUGAACACUGCGGUGGCAUUUGGAUGAGACUCUACGGAGAGAAGGAGACUGUGUGCAAAAUGUUUACCAAGCUGGAUGACAAAAAAUGGACAAAAGACUGGAAUCAGGGGAAGUCUGUGACGAGAUCGCCCUCUGCUGGACACUUAAAGAAUUACAACUAAGGGAGGGUUUGAAACCUAAACAUCCAUCCUCCUCAUAUGGCUCCUUUCAUCCAGAACUGCUGGGUUGCUGUCUGCCAACAAAAUGCCAGUCCACAUUUUAUUAUCUUCACCUCAAAUGUUCUUUGACAACUGCCAACAACAAUGUUCUGUGGUAUCCUGUAACUACAGAAAGCCUCAAGCUUAUAAAUCAGCUGGUCUGAUUUUUAGCCCUCAAGUGACUAUCUGUAUAUGCAAAAACACUUGAUUUAUUUUAGAAGUUAGGCUAACAUACUUCAUUUGCAGUAUGCACCAUUAUUUCCUCUUUGUAGGCAGGUUGGAGAGUCCACAUAUAUUGAGUGUAAUGAACCUUUUAAGUGGCCACAGUUUUAAAAAGCUAUAUACAUCCUGUUAAUUCUGUAAAUGGUCAUUUUAUGUAUUGAAGAUCCACCUCUGUUCAUUUCUUUUGUAUUUAUUUUCUUAAUUUGUUUAACAAAAGAGGCAGCCCCCGAUUUACAUUAUGCAUGUAUAGAAUAUAUUGUACAUACCGUUUUUUUUCCCCUUUCUUUGUUGUGUUUAUGUAGCAUGUAAAUCAUAACGGCCGUAGCCUAUACCCGUUCACCUUUUUUUUUUUAGUUUAACAGUUUACAAUAGUGGAAGAGGGACUUUGUGCAGCUCUGUGCAGAGCAGUGAAACCUCCUCAUACUGUUAUUACUGAAGAGCAGAUAAUACAUGAUGUUAUAUGAAGGAAAAACUCACUAUGAUGAGUUGGACAAGAGAGUAUAGGACAUAGGCGGGUUCAGAA
Centropristis striata (black sea bass) is the source of this 2666-nucleotide messenger RNA. Its product is annotated as cytohesin-3. The transcript is spliced from 13 exons. Bases 302 to 1492 code for a protein of 396 amino acids. Lineage: Eukaryota; Metazoa; Chordata; Actinopteri; Perciformes; Serranidae. The record is from RefSeq and is a predicted model, not a curated record. Gene Ontology annotation, biological process: regulation of ARF protein signal transduction. Gene Ontology annotation, molecular function: guanyl-nucleotide exchange factor activity.